This is a messenger RNA of Coccidioides immitis RS, 936 nucleotides long. RefSeq lists its product as uncharacterized. The transcript is spliced from 3 exons. Gene Ontology annotation, molecular function: oxidoreductase activity. The record is from RefSeq and is a predicted model, not a curated record. Bases 1 to 936 code for a protein of 311 amino acids. Lineage: Eukaryota; Fungi; Ascomycota; Eurotiomycetes; Onygenales; Onygenaceae. Gene Ontology annotation, cellular component: cytosol.
AUGGCGAACCAACUUCCCUUUCCAUCUUUCACUAGGGUAUGGCAUAACAAAAUCUAUCCGACCAUCGACCCGAGCCAGAAUCCGUCCAUCGCAGCUACAGGAAAGAAAGUGGUCAUAUCCGGAGGAGGAUCGGGAAUCGGUCCUCAUAUUGUCAAGGCUUUCGCCGCGGCGGGGGCCCUCCAAAUUGUGAUUUUCGGUCGCAGGAUCGAGACUCUCAAGCGAACCCAGGAGAAGGUCAAGAGGGAAUUUCCUGGCACUGAGGUCGACGUGCUGGUGGCUGAUAUCGCCGAUGAACCCUCUGUGUGCAAACUAGCAGCCGACAUCAAACGGUUAUAUGGGACUUGGGAUGUUUUCGUAUCGAAUGCGGGGUAUUCACCCGAGCUGUUAAGUGUCACGGACUCAAUAACCAGUGAAUGGUUCAAAGCUUUCGACGUCAACGUCAAAGGCAAUUUCCUUCUGGUACGCGAGUUCGCCCCCUUUGCAGCUGCCACCGGAGCUGUCUUCGUGCACGUCUCCAGCGGUGCUUGUCACGCUCUUCCUAGGCCCGGCCAUUCCGCAUAUUGUGCCGCCAAAUUGGCCAGUACGAAGAUAAUGGAGCAUUUUCAAAGAGAAUGUUCCCAUAUACGUUUUACCAGCAUUCAUCCAGGUAUCAUUCCGACAGAGAUGGCCAACACGCUUUUCAAAGUCUCCAAAGCACUCCCAAUCGAUGAUGCAAGCCUUCCGGCGGCCUUCGCAGUCUGGGUUGCGAGCAGCGAAGCGGAUUUUGCCAGGGGCCGGAUGCUGUGGUGCAACUGGGACGUUGGAGAGUUGAAGAUGAGAGCAAGUGAGAUUAUUGAGAAGAAUCUCCUUGUAACUUCGCUUGAAGGCUGGGCCACCUAUUUUCCAGACCCGAGUUCGGAGGUAUACAAAGGGAUUCUGGCGGAGUUUUUGGGGUAA